Molecule: messenger RNA, 5071 nt
Organism: Cuculus canorus (common cuckoo)
Lineage: Eukaryota; Metazoa; Chordata; Aves; Cuculiformes; Cuculidae
Gene: RAB36
Product: RAB36, member RAS oncogene family
Exons: 12
Coding region: 416-1216 (266 amino acids)
Molecular function (GO): GTPase activity; GTP binding
Source: RefSeq, a predicted model, not a curated record
UUGAGGGCGCGAGGGCGCGACUGCCUUGAGGCGAAAGAAAGGUUCCCCAGCCGGGUGUGCGCCCCGCCGGCCUGGCGUCUCCGCUGAAGCAUGAGGUAGAGCCUCUCCUUUCGCCCGCCUGUUGAAGUCGUUUCAUGCAAACAGAACUGAAAGAAACUCAGACCGAACGAAAUGGUGCCGGGGCGAGGGCAGAGCCCGCGGCGAAAGGCUCUGAGGGGUAAAGGGAUCUUCGCAGGUUCUGAAAGGGCCCUCUGUGCAGCUAAAUUGCUCCAACUCCUCCUCCCCAGGCUGUAUGAGAAGGGGAGGAGGAGAACUGUUGCCAGCCUGUUGCUAUGACCACGCAGCAGCGGCUGAGCCGUUUGUGUGGCUGGAUCAUACCGCAUUGGCGCAGCACGAACAUAAUUGAAUUUGAGGGAUGAAGUCCAACCUAAUGCACUUGGUUCCGCCAGUGAGCAGGGACAGAAGAAUCUCACAGUUCCCCAAAUGGUACACGCCUGAGGCCUGUCUGCAGUUCAAAGAGCACUUCCAUGCGCAGGUCAGGACGGCUUGUCAGCAGAGCACUGGAACAGUUGGGCUGAAAAUAUCCAAAGUGGUUGUGGUAGGAGACCUGUAUGUUGGGAAAACCAGCCUUAUCAACAGAUUUUGUAAAGAUAAUUUUGACCGAGACUACAAAGCAACCAUUGGAGUGGAUUUUGAAAUGGAACGUUUUGAAAUAAUUGGCAUUCCGUACAGUCUCCAGAUAUGGGACACAGCAGGCCAGGAAAAGUUCAAGUGCAUUACAUCUCCUUACUACCGAGGAGCAGAGGUUAUAAUAACAGUGUUUGAUCUGGCUGAUAUCCAGACUUUAGAUCACACCAAACAGUGGCUAGAAGAUGCAUUGAGGGAGAAUGAGCCAGAUUCCAGCUUCAUCUUUCUGGUUGGAACUAAAAAAGAUUUGGUGUCGGAUGCUGUGUGUAAAAGGACGGAGGUAGAUGCCAUCCGCUUUGCCAAUGAGAUGCAGGCAGAAUACUGGUCGGUUUCAGCCAGAACAGGGGAAAAUGUCAAAGAGUUCUUUUGCCGAGUUGCUGCCUUGGCCUUUGAACAGUCCAUGAUAAAGGAGCUGGAGAAAACUGCUGGGCCCAUGGCCCAAAUUGGGUCAGGAAAUCUCAUCAAGCUGGAGAAGAGCAGGAUGGAAAUCCCAGAAGGCAACACUCAAGUCAGCCUGAGUUGCUGCUGACUGUCAACUGUUUCUGCAAGCACCAUGCUUCUUCGUAGUCCAGCACAGAGCACUGCAACAAUGAAAGCUCUCAAACCAGAAAUAGAAAGGUUUAUUUUUGGAAAGGAGGGUGGAAAACCUUAGCUAAACUUUCUUUUGAGACUUCCCUUGCUCCUGCUGGCUAACUUGUGCACAAUGGUACAAUUGUUACAUAACCCUUUCUCUGGGUAGCAGAGAAGUAACACCCUUGUCUUAAUGCAAAAAGACAAUGCCAGUGCCACGUGCUCACCUGUCUGCCAGAAAUGCUUGUAGUCAACAAUCAGGCAAUUUUAGAGUGUUGUUCUUUAAUAAUUCUAUAGAAAUCUUACCUAGUGAAGUCAUGUUCUCAAGGGAGCAGAAAACAAAUGGCAGUUCAGAAUAAGGGGUGCUAUCCAUGUUUUUGCCUUUUAAGAUCAUAGUGUAAAAUAACUCCAACUUGCUUUUAUGCAUCGCAAAUAUUUUGGAACUGCUCCAAAAGAUAUCUGUUUAAAUAACAAGGACGGAAGUACACAAGUGCAGACUGCAUAGUUUUUGUUGUCAUUUCUCCAUCCGGGAAAAGUCUACUCUUUUUCAUUUUCCACAUGAGCAUCAGAGCCCAGUAUUAAAAUAUUUCUAAGCCUAAGAGAAGCCCAUGUAGGAACUUUGUUUUAUCCCAGCUGUCUAAUAUUUUGGAAAUGUUACCAGACAAGAAUGCUAUUCUUUUCCACUCUCUUGAAUGAGACAGAAAGAUUACAUAGGUGCAUAGCAUAGAAAAAUUAGACUUCAUGUAUUCCGAAUCUUAGAGAGGAUGCAGAAUCCUUCUCUGGAUUAUCUGUACCAAUACUGUCUACACUGCAAUUCUAGUUUGUUGCUAAGAGUAAUGACACUUUCAUUUUAAUCUAACUGGUUUUUUUUGUUUGUUUGUAGUUAUAUAAGAUGAUUUUGGAACCAUAUGCAUCCUCGAUCAUUAACUCACCCAUCCCUGUCUGUGGUAGGAAUGCUGAGCUGGUAAGGCUAGAUUUGAUACUGCAGCUAAACUCUUAGUCACUGUCUGCUUCUACUGGACAAGAUAAUUUGAUCACUAAAUUCUAGGAGCAAUUUGUUCCACAGCGUAGUAGAAGCAGUAGUAAUGCAGAAACACUUUUGCCAUUUUGUGAAAAGACUUGCAGCUGUGUAUGCAUUUAGAGGGAUGGGAAAAGGUGGAGUUCACCAGAGCGGACACAUGCUGGUUAAGCCCUAAGGCACUUGCUGUGUGAAGAGGUCAGCACUGACUGCUGAUGGUAGAACCUGCUCUCUGGACACGUAGCUAUGUCUUGGUGCGCUGGCUGGAUCAAAAAAAAACAUUGCCUCAGUUUUGCCCUUUCAGAUACCCUUUGACAUAACCUUGUGCAAUUAGUUCAGAAAUUACAGUCAUUGUUUAUUGGGGAGAGAUAAGCUCUGGGUACCACUGACUGUCAUAGAAGUAAAGCAGCUUUACAGUGCUCUUCUGCUUUUUAGGCAGCAAUGACUGAUGCCAGAAGAUAUUCUUGUUUUAAAAGUCAUUCCUGCUGACAAAUGACAUUGCCAGAAAGUUGAAUGACAAAUAAUCUUGCCAGAAAUUACUAUAAGAAAUCUUCAGUCAGUAUUUGUGAAAUUGUAUUAGUAUGAUUGAUUAUUAUAGUUAGGUUUAAACUGCAAAGUACAAAAGAACUGGAGGGGAAAUAUGCUUAUUUUAUUUCCCUCUAUUUUUUUCCAGCAUCUCACUGAAUUUUAAUAUUCAGUUCUGAGCAUCCAGUUAUUCAUCUGUAGAGAAAUAUCACUGAGAUCUGUAGAUCAUUUACUUGCACUAAGCUAUACACAUUUAUGGUCCUUCAGAAUUGCUUUAAGCACUCAAAUGAGAGAAUUAACUAAGGAAUUGAAGUGGGACGUAGGAAAGGCUGCCUCUCUAGAAAUCUACCAGCAGCUUGUAACUCUUAAGAUUCAAAUCCAGCAUUACAUGCUAUGCUGGCAUUAAAAAAACAAAAUUGGAAUGACUUCUGUAGUGCUCUAAAUUUCAUACUGCAGCUAUUUUAGAUGGAGAGAAAGAAGAAACCCUAUGGACAGUUGUUAGCUUAUUUAUCCAAAGGUGUAAUAUUUUUACUGUAUGAAGUUCCUUGUAUUUGUUCAUCUCCCAGGCCUGUUUCCCAAGAAUGAUGAACACACCCACCCUUUGUACCAUGUGCUGCACUGGGUGGGCAGUGUGUCUGUGGUCCUCUUGUGAACUGAGUGUGAAUGAGAGCAGCAAAGGUGGUUAGCUCCACGGCAGCACAGUGCAUUGUCUAGGCUAGGGGUAAGUUUCAGUGCAGACACUGGUGUUUACAACUGCAAAAUGACUUGGUGACAAACCUAAAAAAGAUCAGGAUUCCAGGGUUCCCCUUCCAAAGAAAAAUCUCCUCAGUGUUUCUUUCAUUGCUGAGCUUGGUUACUGUACACAAGUGCAGAGAUGCAUUCUCCUCAACAAUGUAAUCACAUUGGGUGGAAAAUCAAUCGAGGCAAUUUUUUUCUAGUGAUCCAGUGCAGUGCUUGAUGUCAUUCCUGGUUUCUGUCUUCCGGAGCUCUAAAAACUUGACAUACAAUUGCAACACUCCGUCAGUCAGUAACUGUCACUUGACCAUGGUCUGUCUCUAUCUGUUCCACAAUGGAUGCUUUGGGAUGAGUUUUUUUGGUUGUUGGGGUUUUGGGGGGGCUUUUUUAUUGGUUGGUUGAUUUUCAGGGGAUGGUUUUUAUCCCCAUGGAGACUUUCCUAGCAGAGAACUCAGUAUUAAUAGUCAAUGAUCUAAAAUGAAUCUCGAAUCAUAUUGCAAAUGAUGAAUUGCUUAGGAAAGCACAAAGGAAAACAGCUUUGGUGGAAAAAUAAAUGUAAAUUUGCAAGUUCUUAAAUGUUUGCAUCUGGCCAAUGUUGUAUCUGUGCGUGUUAAUCUGUUCUGUCAGCAGCGUCAUUGGCUUCUGUGUCUUUUCAGGUUUUCAUCAAUAGUUAGAGAUUGCUCUAGGGAGAUAUACAUAAUGCUCUAGUGAGUGAAUGCUAUAAACUCCUCUAUGUCUCAUGCUCUGAGCACACAAUUUCAAGCGAAGUGUUGGGCAAGUUGAAGUUGUAGCAGAAUCUGCAUUUGGUAGGAGAAGGUUGGUCCAUUCUUUUGUUUUUGACCAGAAGGUCGUGCUCCAGCCAGAAACUGCCAUUCUCUGAAUUCUAAGGACAUUUUUUUCUGGUUUUGUAGAAUGAUUUAGAAUGGAUGGGACUUCUCCAGACUUAGCGGCCUUGGCAAAAUACACUGCAGAGUGCUGCUUUGUGCUGCAAAAGUAUGGUUUCUUCGUUUCAGCCACAGAUUAAUCAGAAAUCAUGUUGUAUAUCUCUUUUAAAAGACCUACGUUUUUUUUUUCUUCUUACAAACUCUCUAGUGUGUGAUCACGCUGGAGAAUCAGUUCACAAGCGUCCGCUCCGGAGCUUUUGAAGCCGGUCCUGGCUGCUGUUUCCCGCCGGAGGGAGCUCUGCGGCCGCGGCGGUGCCGGCACGGCCCCGAGCCGAGCUGUACGGGUGCCCCUGGGCCGGCAGGGGGACGCGCUGCGCGGGCUGCACUUCAGACUCAAAUCACAGAUGGGGGCCGCCACCACAGCCUCAGUGACACUGUGUAUCCUAUUGAUACAACACUGUUGAAUGCAUGAAGUACCAGCAAGCCUCGAGAGCUCCCGUCAGUUCCCACGGGAGUGCCUAGUGCUGAAGCACUGGGAUAGAUGAAGAGGGUACAGGUGUUCAAUAGUAUUGUCCGCUGGUGGUUACUUGUCCACGCAGAAAUCCCUUCUCUAACUCAUCAGAGUUAUUACUGCCUCUGGAAGGGCACAAAU